GCGCAGGCGCACUUUCCCGCGGCGGCGGCUGGGCUGCUCUUUGUGGCUAUCGCUGUCCUUUUGUAGAAGGUCUAUCCGCUCGUUCGUUCGCCUGUCGGUCUGAGAGUUCAUUGGACUGUCCAUCCGCCCUGGGCCUGGGCCUGGUCCCCGCGCGUGAGUUGACCUGCAGAAGUGUGUUACGGGGUGACACGGCGCGUGUGUGAAGGGGACGCGCCGCGACCCGAUGUGGGUGUGUCUGCGAGCGGAUGUGCUGGAUCGCGAGCCCCGGUAUGGCGAGUGGUGUGUUGGCUGAGCCUGCCUGAGCCUGACUCAGCCGGGGCGCGGGGAGGGGGCUCCGUGUGGGGGUGUUGCUGCCGCGAGCGUGUGUGUGACCGUGCGAGGCUGCACUACAGGCCGCUAUUCCCGAGCUCCAGAAGCAGGACUCGCUCCCUGGGUCCUGACCUGCGGCCCUGGAGGCUGCAGAGCUGCCCACUCCUCCAGGGGGCGCUGCUGAGAGGCGUCAUGGAGACUCCGGCCCUGAAGCUGGAGGAGACAGAGAAUCCAGAGAAUAAAUCAGAUUGGGGUCUCCUGGAAGCCAGAUCUGAGGAAUCGGUGACAUUCAAGGAUGUGGCUGUGGACUUCACCCAGGAGGAGUGGGGUCAACUGGACUCUCCUCAGAGGGCCUUGUACCGGGAUGUGAUGCUAGAGAACUACCAGAACCUUGUUGCCUUGGGGCCUCCAGUCUGCAAGCCAGAUGUGAUCUCCCAUCUGGAACGAGGAGAGGAGCCAUGGCGAGUGUACAGGGAAGGCUCUGGAGGGGCUUGUUCAGAAUGGGGCCCUGCACCUGAGAUGAAGGAGGAAUUUUGCAAAGAAGAACCAUCUCAGGAGGCAGUUAUGGGGGAGCUGAACAGGCACAGCUUUCAUAGACCCAGCCUCAGCACGGCAUGGGAGGCCUCAACAGUAGUGUGGAGAACCCAGGCUGAGCAGUGGGAGCAAGUACAUGCCACCCUCAGGGACAUCUCCACAGAGCAGAGAUAUCGGGGACACAAUAACUCCAAGGAAGGCUCCCCCCUCAAGUGCUCUCUGUUCACCCAGCAGAGUGCCCCUUUGGGAGGACACUCACCUGCCAGGCGUACCUUGGACAUCCAGUCCACUGGGGCAGUCACCAGAGACCAGCAGAGAACAUGCCCGGGAGAAAGGUCCCUCAAGUCCAGGCCGUGUGGGGCAGGCCCUGGAGCGGAUGCCUUCGUGUGCGCUGAGUGCGGGAAAACGUUCCCGCAGAGCACGUCCUUAGCCCUGCACAGGCGCUGGCACGGCCGCACCAAGUCGUACAAGUGUGGUGAGUGCGACAAGGCCUUCACCUGGAGCACCAACCUCAUUGAGCACCAGCGCAUCCACACGGGUGAGAAGCCCUUCUUCUGCAGCGAGUGCGGGAAGGCAUUCAGCUGCCACUCGUCCCUCAAUGUGCACCAGCGCAUCCACACAGGCGAGAGGCCCUACAAAUGCAGCGCCUGCGAGAAGGCCUUCAGCUGCAGCUCACUGCUCAACAUGCACCUGCGCGUGCACACAGGCGAGAAGCCCUACAAGUGUGGUGAGUGCGGCAAGGCCUUCAACCAGCGCACGCACCUCACCCGCCACCAACGCAUCCACACUGGCGAGAAGCCCUACAAAUGUGGCACGUGUGGCAAGGCCUUCACCUGCCACUCGUCUCUCACCGUGCACGAGAAGAUCCACAACGGGGACAAGCCUUUCAAAUGCACUGAGUGCGAAAAGGCCUUCAACAACCGCUCGCGCCUCACUCUCCACCAGAGGAUCCACACUGGCGAGAAGCCCUUCAAGUGCACUGACUGCGGGAAAGGUUUCAGCUGCCACUCGUACCUCAUCGUGCACCAGCGCAUCCACAGCGGGGAGAAGCCCUUUAAAUGCAAUGAGUGCGGGAAGGCCUUCAGCUCGCACUCCUACCUCAUCGUGCACCAGCGCAUCCACACUGGGGAGAAGCCUUUCGACUGCAGCAAGUGCUGGAAAGCCUUCAGCUGCCACUCGUCCCUCAUCGUGCACCAGCGCAUCCACACCGGGGAGAAGCCCUAUAAAUGCCAUGAGUGUGGCAAAGCUUUCAGCCAGAACCACUGUCUUAUUAAACACCAGAAGGUUCAUUCUGGGGAGAAAUCCUUUAAAUGUAACAAAUGUGGGGAAAUGUUCAGCUGGAGCUCACACCUCCUGGAACACCAGAGACUGCUGCAUGGUGAAGAGAAGCCCAUUGCCAUCCAGUUCAACAGACACCUGCUGAGCACCUACUACAUGCCUGGCAGUCUGUUGGGUGUGGAGGACUCAGGGGUGGGGGACGUGGACCCAAUAAAUGCAUUGGAUGUGGCAAAGCUCUUGUGUGUGGUGCAGCCCCCACCUAGCAGGAAUUUCUCCCUGGGGAGGAAACCUGACAGUUAAGGUGAGGUGCUGUUUCUUCACAGGAGAAAGCCACUGCCUGAGCUACCCAACAAGUGAGGCACUGUUACCUCGCCUGGGCUCCUAGAGCCAGACCACUUGUUCCUCCAGAUGCCAAAGCCUUUCACAUGACCGUGCUCAGAUCCACCAGCCAGGACCCUAGUGUUAGAGCUCCCCGGGAUGGGGCACACUUCAGGAGAAGGGACUUGAGGCCAUUUGAGGACAUUCUAUCAUCCUGUCUUCCUUGAUGGGUCUGGAGGUCAUUGACAAGGGGCAUCUUGCUUGCAGAUAAGAGAGUGGGUCAGCUGUCGGGUUCUGGGAUGGGCUCCUGCCUGUUUUCAAUCAGGAAUCUCUUCUAUAAACCGUUGAUGUUUAGAAUAAUAAUCAACAAAAGAAUUAAAGUUCUAGUUCUUA
Molecule: messenger RNA, 2832 nt
Organism: Heterocephalus glaber (naked mole-rat)
Lineage: Eukaryota; Metazoa; Chordata; Mammalia; Rodentia; Bathyergidae
Source: RefSeq, a predicted model, not a curated record